Messenger RNA from Cryptococcus wingfieldii CBS 7118, 1551 nucleotides. Its product is annotated as RAN protein kinase. NCBI's taxonomy places the organism in Eukaryota, Fungi, Basidiomycota, Tremellomycetes, Tremellales, Cryptococcaceae. Gene Ontology annotation, molecular function: protein serine/threonine kinase activity; ATP binding. The transcript has 3 exons. The coding region runs from base 1 to 1551 and encodes 516 amino acids. The record is from RefSeq and is a predicted model, not a curated record. Gene Ontology annotation, biological process: protein phosphorylation; intracellular signal transduction.
AUGCCAUCCAAAACCUUCGCUACCUCCGGUAUGGAUCUCGUGGGCCAUUCCAUCGACAACGGGAGACUGCGCUUCAUAGCUGUGCUGGGCGUCGGAGCGUACGGUGUCGUUUACCUCGCUCUUGACGAGUUCACCCACGAGUACCUUGCCGUCAAGUGUCUUCUCCGAGCUGGCCUCGAUGAACGACAGAGGCACUUUCAGCGAAGAGAAAUUGCUCUGCAUCAACUGGCGAGCGGUCAUUCAAAUAUCGUCACUCUUCAUCGAGUGAUAGAAGAAGGAGAGUAUGUCUUUGUCGUGAUGGACUUUUGCGAUGAAGGAGACCUCUUUGGAAUGAUCACAGAAAAACAACGUUAUCUGGGGAACGAUGCUCUGAUCAGAAAGAUCUUUCUUCAAAUAAUCAGCGCGGUUGAAUAUUGUCACUCAAUGGGCAUCUAUCAUCGAGACCUCAAGCCCGAGAACAUCCUCUGUUUACGAGGGGGAGAAAAGAUAUGCUUGGCAGACUUUGGACUAGCGACGUCCGAGAAGAUGUCGACGGACUUUGGAUGCGGCUCCACCUUCUACCUCUCCCCUGAAUGCCAAGGUGGUCUCUUCGAACGGCUAGAGUCAUAUUCAACAGAGACGACCGAUGUCUGGUCAUUAGGUGUCAUUCUCGUCAAUUUGACCUGUGGCAGGAAUCCUUGGCGGCAAGCCUGUCCGUCUGACGAAACAUUUCGCGCCUACGUUCACAACCAUGACGUCCUGCGAACCAUCCUCCCCAUCUCUGUCGAAACCAACAACAUUCUCAAAGGGCUGUUUGCUCUGGAGCCCGAAGAUAGGAUCAGCUUGAGGGAGCUAAAGAAGAUGGUCAUGAACGUGGAGAGGUUCACCAUGACGGACGAAGAGUUGAGGACUGCCCAUACUGCGGCGAGGCAAGCGGCGGCGGUUGUGCGUCAACCCCCGCCGACGCCAAGUGGUCAAGAGAUUGCGUCCGUGGAAGAUGCUCUGCCGCCCAAGGUCUCGCUCAUCUCCCCCAUCGACGAGGUGGACGAAAUCGAUGACGAGGCCCUGGAUACUUUUGCUCAAGGGCACGACAAUGCCAGAAUACGAGCUUUCGAGCAAUCCGACUACCGCUCUUCUAUAUCUGAAUCCUCUCCUCCUUCUCCCACCUGGUCGACCAUGUCUGCCGCCUCAUCAUUAUCAUCAGACAUGGAUGAUGGAGAAGUUUUCGCGCCGCUCGAAUCUGCCACAUAUGACCCCAACUCCCGAGCUCCGCGUGUCAUGGACAUGUCUACCCCUCAGCUCCUCGAUGGUAACGACUCGUUCGACCUUUUGACUUCACGGUCAAACUCGAGUGAUGGGUCCAUGUUAUUCACACCCGGUGUUUGGGAUUUCAAAGUCGACGUCUCCGGGCUCGCCAAUAACGAUUUUAUUGAUUAUGCUAGGUGCGAACAAAGCUUGAAGGGUGCAAAAGAUGGGUUUUUGCUGCAUCAGCAGGUAGAGGGCCCGGAGGACAUGGGCGCUUGUCAUGUCGGCGGCCCUUCUCCUUCAAAUCGCGCCAGACUUUUCGCGUAA